Messenger RNA from Ectocarpus siliculosus, 579 nucleotides. Lineage: Eukaryota; Phaeophyceae; Ectocarpales; Ectocarpaceae. The record is from the annotation of a GenBank genome assembly.
AUGACCUGGACCACCCCAUGUAAUGUGGAGCUUGAGGUGGACUUUAGCGAGGAAGACGAUCCCGUCGAGGUGGAAGCAGAAGAACCUAGCUCGCAAAGCGAGACGGAGAGCGCUGUCAGCAUGGCGAACGCCGUCGGCACGCCUCCGGAGUUGCUCUCUGCGACGAUGCGCGAGGUGAAAGGACCCUCGCACAACCGAGGAGGACAUGAGCUCGAGGGAUAUGCUGCUGUGACGCCAAGACGCAGCAGCCGCGGGCUACAGUCCUCUACUCAGGUUGCUAUGAUGGUUCUCUACAGCCCAGAGGCUAUGAGCUCGCUGGGAGGCCUGGAGAGCCAGCAGAUGGAGACAACGAUCGCCGAAGCGUUCGUGCAGACGAAUCAAGCCAUGCACAACUCGGACAUUCCCUUGGAGAUCGUCCUCGUUCACGUCGCCCAGCUCCCUUACUCCCAGGAGAGCGCUGCGUUAGACAUCCUUACCGGCUUAACGAGAAGUGAGGAGGUGGAGAGCCUACGAGAUGCGCAUUCUGCCGAUUUGGUGCAGCUGAUAGGCGAUUUUACGGGGUCCUGCGGUGCUGGGUGA